Labrus bergylta (ballan wrasse) is the source of this 7195-nucleotide messenger RNA. It is a transcript of the gene stxbp5l, whose product is annotated as syntaxin binding protein 5L. The record is from RefSeq and is a predicted model, not a curated record. Gene Ontology annotation, molecular function: syntaxin binding; GTPase activator activity; myosin II binding. Gene Ontology annotation, biological process: regulation of protein secretion; regulation of exocytosis. Gene Ontology annotation, cellular component: cytoplasm; plasma membrane; SNARE complex. Lineage: Eukaryota; Metazoa; Chordata; Actinopteri; Labriformes; Labridae.
ACACAAUUUAAUUCUGACUACUUCCUUACAACUGAUACUAUUAAGCAUCACUGAUCGCUUACGCCUGGCUAUUUUAAGGCGUUAUAUUUUAUGGAUGUUCCGUUAUGAUGUCCAAGCAAAAAAGGAAGUUGAGUAGUUUCCCUGGGCUUCUGUGCAUGUCCUGAUAUAUAAAAAAAAGGCGACCUGCAUAUGCACCAUUGGCUGCAAUCCUAAAAUCAGAGUAGCUAAGACGCAUUCUUACUUUUUUUGCCUGUUGUGGAAAACGGCAAAGGGAAAAAUGAGGAGCCUCUAUGACUUUUCCAAUUGCACCUAAGAGAGAGACACAGAGAGUGGACCAUCUUACCCUGCCUCUACUGCAGGAAACGAUUUUUCUUUCCUUCUUGUGAGCUCCAUGAACGAAUUUGGAUCUUGCAUCUUAAAGGACAGCGGGAACUCUGGAUAAACUGAAAAAAAAAAAAAAAAAAAGGAGAGUGGUCUUCAUUCACUUAACCACUCACCAGGAAAGAAUAUAUAUAUAUUGAAAAACACGAUAGAAAAUGAGGAAGUUUCGUAAAGUGUUGGACGGCUUGACUACCUCCUCCCCGGCAUCGACUCUUGGGUCCCCAUCGUGCGGCAGCGGGGCCGGGACUCCCACAGCGGCGCCAACUCCUAAAGAAAUCGAUGUCCAAGAGACUCUGCAGUCGGAAAACUUUCAGCUUUGUAAGACUGUGCGUCAUGGAUUCCCCAACCAACCCACAGCUUUGGCCUUUGACCCUGUGCAGAAGCUACUUGCCAUUGGCUCCAGAUCAGGAGGUGUAAGGAUACUGGGACGACCUGGGGUGGAUUGCUACUGUCAACAUGACAGUGGAGCAGCUGUUCUUCAGCUACAGUUCCUCAUCAAUGAGGGGGCACUGGUCACGGCCUGCGCAGAUGACACACUCCAUUUGUGGAAUCUCCGUCAGAGACGGCCAGCUAUUCUUCAUUCGCUCAAAUUCAACAGAGAGAGGAUCACGUUUUGCCACCUUCCCUUUCAGAGUAAAUGGCUGUACGUUGGAACAGAGCGUGGAAACACACACAUCGUCAACAUAGAGUCCUUCAUUUUGUCUGGAUAUGUCAUCAUGUGGAACAAGGCCAUAGAACUAGCAACUAAAACUCAUCCAGGACCUGUGGUUCACUUGAGUGACAGCCCAAAGGAUGAAGGCAAGCUACUUAUAGGGUUUGAGAGUGGGACAAUCGUACAAUGGGACCUCCGGGGCAAAAAGGCCGACUUCAGAAUCUACUAUGAUGAGGCCAUCCAUUCAGCCAGCUGGCAUCAUGAAGGGAAGCAGUUCAUGUGCAGUCACUCAGAUGGCAGCCUGACGUUGUGGAACCUCAGAAACACCACCAAGCCAUUCCAGGUCACUUUCCCUCAUGGAAAAAUACAAAAGGAUGGGAGGAAGGAAUCAUGUAAACCCAUACUCAAAGUGGAGUAUAAGACCACAAGGAACAGCGAGCCCUUUGUUAUCUUCUCUGGGGGUCUCUCAUAUGACAAGGCAGGACGGCGGCCAACAUUGACUAUCAUGCACGGCAAGGCUAUCACUGUCCUGGAGAUGGACUAUCCCAUUGUAGAGUUCAUGGCACUCUGUGAGACUCCUUACAUCAACGAGGUCCAGGAGCCUUACGCAGUGGUGGUGCUUUUGGAGAAAGACUUAAUCGUGGUGGAUCUGACACAGAACAGCUUUCCUAUCUUUGAGAACCCUUACCCCAUGGACAUCCAUGAGUCUCCAGUUACCUGCACAGCCUAUUUUGCAGAUUGCCCACCAGAUAUUAUCCCCAUUCUCUACUCUAUAGGAGCUAAACACAAGAAAACAGGUUACAGCCAUAAGGAGUGGCCAAUCAGCGGCGGAACAUGGACGUUAGGCUCCCACACGUACCCAGAGAUCAUUAUCACAGGCCAUGCUGAUGGUACAAUAAAGUUUUGGGAUGCAUCGGCAAUCACACUACAGAUGUUGUAUAAGAUGAAGACCUCCAAAGUGUUUGAAAAGCCAAAGCCAGGGGAGGGCCGGGCCGCAGAGUUGGUAGAGGAGGACCCCUUUGCUGUUCAGAUGGUCAGCUGGUGCCCCCAAAGUCGUAUGUUCUGCGUGGUCGGCAUCUCAGCCCACAUCAUCCUGUAUCAUUUCAGCAAAUAUGAGGCCAACACUCAGAUAGAAUCACUGGAGGUCCGUCUACAAUGUGAGUCUGAGGAUGUCAUCUCUCCAUCGGAGAACGAGAACGAUCCAUGCUUCUCAGAGUCCGGCUCACAUUCACCCCAAGCCCACCAUCAGCAGUCAGUGAGCCCCGUCAGUGGGACAACCGAGGGUAACAAACACAGCAUCCCCUGCCUUAAGGUGAAAGACAGGAUGGUUCGGGUCCCUCCUGGUUACCAGGCAGAGCUGGUCAUCCAGCUGCAGGGGAUAGAUGGAGAACCUCCUCAGCAGAUCACCAGCCUGGACAUCAACUCAGCCUAUGGCCUUUUGGCGUUUGGGAACUGUAAUGGCCUAGCGGUGGUGGACUACUUGCAGAAAACUGUCCUGUUGUGUAUGUCGACACUGGAUCUGUACGGAGCCGCCGACCCCUACCAGCGUCUCACCCGCUCCCCACGCAGGCACAGACAGUCCACCUCAGAGUUUUGCAUGCGCGGCCUGUCUAACUUUUAUUCAGAUUCAAAGAAAAGGAUCCGUACAUCCUAUCAGAGCCUUACUGAACUCUCUGACAACCAGCAAUCCUUUGACAUGGAGAGAAGCAAGUCACCCACCUCAGUUCAUUACCCAACCUCCCUUCACAAUGACCCACGCAUCCUGCCAGAGCCUGUGGCCAGUCUGAGAGCCAGCCACUGCAGUCCAGUCUUUUACUUACUGGACAAUGUAAAGGGACCUGGCAGAAAGUUAAGUCUGCCGACAGAUCUUAAGACUGAUCUUGAUCAUGUCAAUGGACAUUGCACUAGCCCCACAUCCCAGCCCUGCUCGGCGGGGAAGCCUCGAGCCCAGAUGGGUGCCGAGGGGCCACGGCUUACACGCAGAGGCCCCGGUCGACCACCCUUCCGCAAGGCCCAGUCCGCUGCUUGCAUGGAGAUCUCUUUGCCUGUGUCCCACACUGAAGGUUAUGCAUCGAGGAGGGCAAUGCUUCAGCAGUUACAUGGAGUCACUAUGUACUCCCAUGACGAGCACCACACCGGCGCCCCCUACUGCUGGAGUGAGAAAGCAGCAGAGAGCCGCGAAAACUCCUUCAGCCGUUCGCGCAGUUCCAGCGUGUCCAGCAUCGACAGGGACACCAAAGAAGCUGUCACCACACUGCAGUUCGGGGAAUCCUACGGCCGUAAGAGUGACGCCCUUACCACCCCGUGUCUGUGGGUGGGCACCAGUCUCGGCAUUGCCCUGGUCAUCCCAAUGUCUAUUCCCACCGACCAGGAGGAGAGGAUGGAGGAGCCUGUGACCUUUGGCCCCAGCGGAGCAGUCCUGAUGCUGAAGGGCUCAGUGUUACACUUGAGCUUCUUAGACUGCUCGGGCACCCUCAUUCAGAGCCCCUAUGAGGUUUGGCGGGACAUCAAUGCAGCUGAGGACCCUGACCGACCGCGCAAACGCAAGCUGGUCCACUUUUCCCCUUCAUCCUCCCAGGAAACCUACGCAGACGGACACCUGGCAGUGGUUUGCUCUGAGAAGCAGGCCAAAGUAUUCUUGAUGCCCUCGCAGUCUUGCCUCUUUGUCCACAACAUCACGGAGUCAUCCUUUGUACUGCGAGCAGAUGUCGUAUCUGUGUGUAACAGCGUGUGCCUGGCCUGCUUCUGUGCUAACGGUCAUGUCAUGACCCUCAGUUUGCCCAGUCUCAGACCGUUGAUGGAUGUAAAUUACCUGCCACUAACAGACAUGCGCAUUGCACGAACCUUUUGCUUCACUAACGGGGGGCAGGCACUAUAUCUAAGCUCCCCAACAGAGAUCCAGAGAAUAACAUACAGCCAGGAGAUGUGUGACAAUCUGCAGGAUAUGCUGGGAGAGCUAUUUAUACCGAUAGAAACACCAGAAGUCCAGAACAGAGGCUUUCUGAAGGGAUUCUUUGGAGGGAAUGCUACCACCUUCGACAGAGAGGAGCUCUUUGGCGAGGCAUCAGCUGGAAAAGCCUCUCGCAGUCUGGCCCAACACAUCCCUGGUCAGGCAGGGAUGGAGGGCAUGAAAGUGGCAGCUGGUGGAGUGGUGGGAGAGCUGGCUCGGGCGCGAAUUGCUCUGGAUGAGAGAGGCCAAAGGCUCGGAGAGCUGGAGGAACGAACUGCCCUAAUGAUGACCAGUGCUGAAUCCUUCUCAAAGCAUGCUCAUGAGCUGAUGCUCAAGUGCAAGGACAAGAAGUGGUACCAGUUCUAAUGGCCAGACAGAAGGAUGAGGCAUCCCUUGGUCUGCUUGGGAAAUGUAUGCCACGACUUUCACUCUACAAAUGAGAGCACUUAAAAGAGAGACUCGAGAGUGACUUAGUCUUCACGGCUCCUGGACUGGCUCUGUAUUGGUACGGUCACCUUGCCAUUGGACGUGGUCGCGCUAAUUCCUUGUCCUGACAUGUUGUGAUAAGUAGAGAAACAGAAUGGCGGUCAUAAUAGGGCGGAUGGUAGAGGCGGAAAUAUCUGAUGGGUCUGUUGGUUGUGUGUGUGGAUGUGUGUGUGGAUGUGUGUGUGUGUGUGUGUGUGUGUGUGUGUGUGUGUGUGUGUGUGUGUGUGUGUGUGUGUGUGUGUGUGUGUGUGUGUGUGUGUGUGUGUGUUGUUUUUCUGGACCUCACUGUGUAGAUAAUCACAAAUAAAGAAAUCAAUAAGAAAUGCAUGAAACAAAGUGGAUGACUAUUAAAAAUAUUCAACUGCCAUAUCAAAAAGCAGCAUGCUACUUUAACAUGGAUACAAACUAAAACCAUUUUGUUUAAUCUGUAAGCUUACAACAGAGACUAUGAAAAUAUAUUUAUAUUUUUUGAAAUUUUGACAAAAAAAAAAAACUAUAUAUGAAAAGGGAAAUGUAUAGCUGCAUUGCUAUUAAGCCAAAACUUGUUCCUUUGCCUUUUUUUUUUUUUUUAUCAUUCAUGCAUUAUGGUUCAUUUCAAUUUAUUCUUGGUCUCGGUAAAUAUUCAAUCUCACCACAAUAUAGAGUCAGUACACAUAUUAAGCUUUCUCUACAAUCACUUAGAAUGACAACACUACUAUGUUUUGACUAAUGCUACUACAUGGUUCUUACCAAUUACUCUGGGCUGCACAGUGCAAACACAAAUAAGUAGUUUAGACACUUUUCUCUCCACAGUCUAAUCACUCUUAUUUCAUUUCCCUUAUCGGCUGCUGCUACUUACAAAAUCAUUAAAUGAUGAGAAAUAUCUUCCUUCCCAGCAACAGCUGUAGGGAAACAGAGAGCAGAUUGUUGUCAAAUGUAUGCAAAUGCAGACAGAGUUUAGAGCGUGUUAUAAUCAGAGUGUUUACAUCCUUAGAAGUUAACGAACCUAUGUACUAUUUAUGUGCCAUACAAAGAAGAUGAGUCACUGCACUCGCUGCAAACUUACAAAGAGCUAAUUUCUUUUAAUCAUCAUUUGUUUUCCUUUUGAUCCAAACGUAUGACGCAGUACUUGGAGCUGGCAAUAGAGGGCAUUAUUAAAGUCAAAGUUCGUCCUCUUAAUUAAAAGUAUUAAAAAGAGCUUUUUUUUUUCUUGUUGUUUCUGGUUAAGCCUUCGAGUCCCUGGCUGCCUGUCAGAUUAGCAAAUUAAUUGAGCUAAUGUGGGUUGUAAAUGUGCGAGAGAGAAGGAGGAGUACCACAAAUGUUUAACCAGACUACAUCUCUACCAAAGCAAUCAGAAUGAGUGACACACUCCCAUCCCUUCCCACCUCUGUCUUAAAGGACUUCUGUUUCAUGUGUCGUCACUCUUUUGACCUGAAGGGUCCUCUAUUCAUGAUCACAAAUAAUGUCGUUUUUCACUGUAUGCAUGUUGGGGAAUACAUAGGGGAGAUGGAAGCACCUCCAUUAAAUUGCCAACAACUCCUCCGGUUUCAAGAGAAAAAAAAAAAACAGUGUUUUCAGUAAUGUUCUGUUAUGAGUCAGUGAAGAAACGAUGUACAUGUGCAACAAUUUCAACUGAAAGCAAAAUGUGUUCCUUUUUGUUCAAUAUUGUUCUUGAUGACUAUGAUCUCCUCUUGUCACAGUCCUAUAUUGAUGGUAACAGCCUCUUAACUGGUGGCUAUUGUUUGUUAAAAAGCAAAUGUUCCAUGAUACAUGGUUGUGUAUCAUGUUGUGAUUGUGUUUUUCAUGUCAAUGGGUAGCCAAGUGGCACUGGCAAACAGUAUUUACUGAGGAGGAUAUUUUGUACUUGUGCAUUUGUUUGUAUUAUGAAUGGAUCUCAAGAAUAUUGCUGAUCUCUAUCCCUCAAAAUUCAGACGUGAACACACAUUAGCGUGAACACAUAGGAAGCAAUUCGCCUUGAUCAUGCAGAAAUCAAUACCAAUAACAUAUGGACCGCAACGUGUACACUCAAAACCUUAAAAAUUACAAGUUGAUGUUCUGCAUUGAUAGUUAUUUCCGCCUACUUCCCGUCAGCCAUUCCUGAGGCUAAAAGGUCUACUGGACCUUUUAACUUUCACCAAGAUCACUUCCUAAAUUCCUGAAGUGGUGACAGUUCAAGAUUUAAUUCAACAAGGUGUCUUAACAUGUCAAAAAAAAUCUAUGCUGUACCGUCAAUGAGGUUUGUGUUCAGUGCAGUUAUUUAAGUGGCAGAGCAAGAAAAUAAAUGAUUAAAAAAAUAUACCAAAAGAAAAUGAUAAAAAAAAAACUUGGACUUCUACUUACAGGGUGUUUUGUUAUUACGUUUUUUUUGGUUUGUAUGUUUUCGGUUUUUCUAUUGGAUGUACAGUUUAAUCAUGGGAGAAAGAUGAAACAAAAAAAAAUGACAAAAAAAGAUGAAGACAUACUUGGGAUAUUUUUCUCUGUAUAUGUUGUACCUGUUUCUGCUGGUACUGUAUCUGGUAUUCUGGCUCUGUCUCAAUCACUGGAACUCUGUAGUUCUUCACACUGUAGUAUCCUGAAAAAGCAUUUUUCUGGUUUCUCUCUGAUGGCAGCAAAGUUUGUCUUAUAUAAAUGGAUUCUCUCACUUUCUGUUCUUAUAUAUAUUAUACCAGUGUAAUAGAAUUUACUUGAAAAAAGAACUGAAAAUAUGUUGAUGCAAAACUGAAAUAAACAUUGAUUGAUGUACAACA